Messenger RNA from Rhagoletis zephyria (snowberry fruit fly), 1194 nucleotides. RefSeq names its product RNA-directed DNA polymerase from mobile element jockey-like. Lineage: Eukaryota; Metazoa; Arthropoda; Insecta; Diptera; Tephritidae. Gene Ontology annotation, molecular function: catalytic activity. The record is from RefSeq and is a predicted model, not a curated record.
CAAAACCGACAACGUCACCGCUAUUCAAAGAACAACUACCCAAGUUAUUAACAAUACAAACCAAAAUGCAAACAACAGCAUUAAGAAAACAACAACGAACCCUUCACUUGAAUGUAUACUACCACACUUCAGCAAAGCACCAAUCAACACACAAACCAACACUAGCGCAUCUCCACUCAGCAAUAUAACUCAGCAACUUCUAUCAGCAGACAAAUAUUUUAUGUCUGUCUCGGACUCCGAAGAAGAGCCUAAAUUAUAGACAACUAACAAUAAAAAAUAAAAUUAAAAUAAUUAAAAAAAAAAAUAAUAACAAUAAUUAUGGAUUUAGGUAUCAGUCUCGUAAUUCUUCAAUGGAAUAUACAGGGAUUUCUAAACAAUAAGUUCGGACUAGAGCUACUCGUAACCAAACAUAAACCCGACAUUAUUAUGUUACAAGAAACCCACAUAAUAGAAAAAAAUAAACACCUCUUACAUCUUCCACAUUAUAAAGUGUAUCACUUCAACAAAACGUACUCAUAUUCCAAAGCGGGUAUUGCAAUCCUCGUAAAGGAAACUUUGAAUACUUCUAAUUACAAAAUAUCUAACAAUAAUCUUCUCUUUCAAUCAAUCACCAUACACGCGUUAAAAGACCUGCACAUAACCAACAUAUACCGCGAGAUAGACUUAUAUUUAACAGCUCAACACCUGGACGACAUACACACCUACCAUAACGGAUAUCACUUACUGGGUGGUGACUUAAACGCACAUAACGCUUUGUGGGGUGCAAAGAAAACAAAUCAGAACGGAAAAUUAUGGGAAGACUUUGCAAACGAUAAACAAUUUGUAAUUCUCAACGACGGAUCUCCCACACUGCUAAACACGAGAAAUACUUUAACAAACGUCGACGUCUCAAUGGCAUGCGGAGGUAUAGCUCCGGUUCUGACAUGGAAUUGUCUUCCUCCGUCAGGGUCUAGCAAUCAUUUUCCAAUCCUAAUUUUCAACAACAUGCUGAACAUCAACAGCAGAAUCAACCCCAGGUUUAAUACUAACAAGGCAAAUUGGCAUCUAUUUACAAAUAAAACUAACGUCUACUCACAAAAUUUCACUACAUCAGUUAACAUCAACAGAGAAGCCGCCCAAAUAAAAAAAGUUUUGAGGAAAGCGGCAAACGAAUCCAUGCCCACCACCUUUUCAGCACCUAAGCACAAUAGCCCC